Messenger RNA from Ochlerotatus camptorhynchus, 964 nucleotides. RefSeq names its product asrij (gene asrij). Lineage: Eukaryota; Metazoa; Arthropoda; Insecta; Diptera; Culicidae. Gene Ontology annotation, cellular component: endosome. Bases 84 to 896 code for a protein of 270 amino acids. The transcript is spliced from 5 exons. The record is from RefSeq and is a predicted model, not a curated record.
UCAAAAUCAGCUGCGAUUGUGUUUUUGUGAUUAUGUGAAGAUUUUGAGUUGCAUUUCAUAACGAAAAUAUUAAAUUACAAAGUAUGGAUAGAGCAGAGCAAGCACCCCACCACGAACAUGAACAGCGCAAUGCGUUGAACUUUCAAUUCUCGCCGGAGGAGCUGAAGGUGCUUCAGGAAUGCAACCGGGAGGCAUUUUUCCAGCGUUCGAUGCCGUUAGGAACGGUUUUUGGCCUGGGGACGUACUACGCCAUUCAAAGGGGGUUUCUGAAGCCUAGUCUCCGCUUCGGUGCCGGUCCGAAAGUGUUCGUUGGCAUCACGCUGGGCUACUUCAUUGGUAAGCUGAGCUACCAGAGCAAAUGUGCAGAGAAGAUCAUGCGCAUUCCAAACUCCCGUCUGGCCGACGUGAUCCGCCAGCGACGUCAGGGAUCCAGCGCCGGCGAACGACUGCUGCCCGACCAAGGCUUCGGUGCCGGCAGCAUGUUGUCCCCAUUCGGUCCGACUAGUCCGAGCGAUGGUGUUACGGACCAACACUUCCGCAAUCGCGAUUCGAUCAACAUCGACGUCACUACUCCAAGCUUUUCCGGGCUGGACGACAAUGCUCGGCCAUCGAUUGAUUCCAACCGAGCAUUUGAUGAGGACCUGCAGCUUCCGGCCGUUCCACCACCGGUGACGAAAUCCUACGAAGAGCUGCGACGCCAGAAUCGGGAGGAAUACAUGCACCGGCAGCAGGCACCGUAUCGGCCACCGACCAUGUUGGAAGAUGCGCCCCCGAUCAGACGGGAGUCACUGCCGGGCCCGAGGAUGGACGAUCAUCAGCCGCAGCAGCCAGCGCAACCACAUCAACCGGGGCAACCGCAGAUGAAGAACAAAUAUGGCGAUCCUUGGGCCCAGUAGGGAGGAAUAUGUCUAUUAUUCUGCAAUUGUAUCCUUAAUUGGCGCGCAAUAAAAAACUACUAGUGUUU